Molecule: messenger RNA, 978 nt
Organism: Penicillium cataractarum
Lineage: Eukaryota; Fungi; Ascomycota; Eurotiomycetes; Eurotiales; Aspergillaceae
Exons: 2
Coding region: 1-978 (325 amino acids)
Molecular function (GO): hydrolase activity
Source: RefSeq, a predicted model, not a curated record
AUGGAUAACCAAUCAGUCGUCACUCUACUCAAACAAUUGAUGGAAAUUCCAUCUACAAGUGAAGAAGAGAAUACCAUCGGUAUAUUCCUAGAGGAACAUCUUCAAUCACUGGGUUAUACCGUCGAACGAAUCCCCAUCAGCCCCGAUAGCACUCGAUGCAAUGUCUACGCCUACAUCGGACCAUCUCGCAAGACCCGAGUCUACACUAUCUACGGACGUGGCGCAUGUGAUGAUAAAGGUCCACUUGCCGCCCAAAUUACCGCACUCGAAGAGUUACGCAAAGAAAGCCUCGUUCAGCCGGAUGAUGUAUCUCUACUCUUUGUCGUUGGCGAGGAAAAAGGUGGACCGGGCAUGCUUGCUGCCAACUCAAUGGGUUUAGCCUGGGAUGCUGUGGUAUUUGGCGAGCCCACGGAAGGUAAACUUGCGGUUGGCCAUAAAGGUCACUUUGUGUUUGAGCUCGUUAGCGAGGGGAUCCCUUCGCACUCUGGCUAUCCACAUCGAGGACGUAGUGCCAUUUCGAACAUGACGUCCCUUCUGGCGGACCUGGAGAAGAUUGAAUUUCCUUCUUCUGACAUUAUUGGACCGUCUACAUUCCACUGCGGGCAGAUUAAUGGAGGUGUGGGAUACAAUAUACUGGCUGCAGAAUGUACCGCACUCUGCGCGGUUCGCGUGGCUAGCGACUUGCCUCUGAUUGAGCGAUUGAUCGAGGAGGCUGUUUCUAAGUAUGAGAAUAUACGAUUGGAGAAGAAAUUCAUGUAUCCCGAGCUGUACUUGGAUCAUGAUGUGCCUGGGUUGGGUACAAUGGCUGUGGCGUUCGGCACGGAUGCGCCACGCCUAAAGGGCGACCAUAAGAAAUAUCUUUAUGGACCGGGAUCAAUUUUGUUGGCUCAUGGAAAAGAUGAGCAAAUUGGUAUAUCUGAGCUGCUGGAGAGUGUUCAAGUGUACAAAAAGAUUGUGAAACACUAUCUGGGAUUGUGA